Molecule: messenger RNA, 1309 nt
Organism: Cucumis sativus (cucumber)
Lineage: Eukaryota; Viridiplantae; Streptophyta; Magnoliopsida; Cucurbitales; Cucurbitaceae
Product: protein ARV 1
Exons: 9
Coding region: 475-1020 (181 amino acids)
Biological process (GO): sterol metabolic process; regulation of plasma membrane sterol distribution; intracellular sterol transport
Cellular component (GO): cortical endoplasmic reticulum; Golgi apparatus
Source: RefSeq, a predicted model, not a curated record
GGGAUUCAAUCAUCCACAAAAAGUGGCCAUAGCCCUCCUAUUGGAUCAUAAUUUUACCAUUUUCCCGAACCAGAAGUGCCGAGUCUGGGCUGCUCGAGGAAGAAGCAUGGGCCAGCUGGAAGACCACGCUAUAUACUUGAAGUUGGAUGUUGGACAGAACACAGAUGGCUAGUCGAACAUCAGAAAGGUUGGGGUAUGAAAGUACGAAUUUGAUUAAAAAUCCUAGAACUAAAAUCUGGGUCAACUUCUUCGACUGUGUCGCUGGAUUACUCCCUCGUAACUCGUCAAUGGGAAGGGAAACAAACGGGAAUCGUUGUGUGCAGUGUGGAUUCAGAACGAGUCAAUUGUUCGUUCUAUACUCACCCGGGAACAUGCAUCUUAUGAAAUGCGUAAGCUUGCUUCAGCAAAAUUUCUUUCUCACCUGUCCAUGACAACUGCAAAUCCGUUGCGGACGAAUACAUUGAAUGCGAAGCGAUGAUCGUCCUAGUCGAUUUAAUACUGCACAAGCGCCAGGCUUACAGACAUUUGCUCUACAACCAAUUCGAUAGAAAUCGCUUGUCUCGUAAGGAUUUGAUGUGGAAGCUUGGUCUUAGUUUUCUUCUUUUGGAUGCUUACAGGUACAUGCUUCUGAUACUAAGUGAGAAACCAUUAUCCAUGAGCCUUUCAUCAACAAUUGGGAUUUGCCAGAAGGCUUUGAUGUAUGCGUUGCUUGGAAAUGCUAUGUUUAUUUGUGUGCUUCAUAUUUUGUCAAGAGUAUUUCUGACGAGCUCAAGUGGGGACCAUAGGCACAGGUACAGAGAGUUUUUCUUUGCCAUCAUUAUUUCAAGUUACUUCAAGAUCUUUCUUGUGAGCAUGAUGAUAUGGGAAUUUCCAUCCACAGUGAUCUUUAUCGUAGAUUUAUUUGUUUUAUCAUCCAAUGUAGUAGCAAUUAAAGUGAUCACGGAGUCAACUGUGAGCAGAUGCAUUGGAACUUGCUUGUGUGCUCAUGGGGCAAAGUUUUUGGCCACAAAAGCUUUUUGAGAAAUGAAGUUUAAAGUAAACAGGCACAACGACUUCCUGUUAUGUGAGGUCAGAUUAGAAUCCAAUCAUUAAUUAUGCAAUUUAAAAUUAGAAGAAGAAUGGAGCGGAUGAUCUGGAUAGAUGUAUCUUACAUAGCCAGAUUGAUGAAAAUUGGAACCUAUUUCCAGAAUUUGGAUCGUAUAUUUUAUAUAGUCCAUGAUUUUCGUAGUGGAUGUGGUGCUUUUGAAAGAAGAUAUUUUUCUUGUACUAGUUACAUUUUUUUUAAUUGAACAAACGUGAUUGUUCUAAA